Vespa velutina is the source of this 4119-nucleotide messenger RNA. RefSeq lists its product as uncharacterized. Bases 1532 to 2965 code for a protein of 477 amino acids. NCBI's taxonomy places the organism in Eukaryota, Metazoa, Arthropoda, Insecta, Hymenoptera, Vespidae. The transcript has 8 exons. The record is from RefSeq and is a predicted model, not a curated record.
AGAAGAAGAAGAAGAAGAAAAGAGAGAUCAGCUUGUUUUUACAAAAAGGUAAAAGAAAGAAAGAAAGAAAAAGAAAAUAAAAAUAAGAGAAAACACUCUUAAGAAAAUUCUCUCGAAGAGGUCAUACGUACGUAUAUGCUUGGAUCUAUUCUAGAUCGCGUCCUUGGAACGAAAGAAUCCCACGCAAGGGGAGAGAGAGAGAGAGAAAACACACUUUUGUUUGUCUUUCUCUCUCUCUCUUUCUCUCUAAAAAGCCGUCUGGAGAUUGGCCGUGGCCGAUUGAUCGCCCAACGAGGCCUCUUCGUUGUAGCAACAAACCACAACCGUCGAGAAGAAGAAGAUGCUCGUUAGGUUAGCGAACACUCGUUAAAAUCUUACCACGCAUGCCAAAAAUAAAGGAGAAAGAGAAAUAGAAAGAUAAAGAUAAAGAAUAAGAUUGAGAAUUCGAUUGGAAAAUAAUUCUCAAGUCUGAAAGAUUUUCGUGGCAGUCGUUCUGUGAUUACUCCGAAAGAAGAAACGGUACGAUCGGUUUGAUACUUUUCUUUUGUUUAAAUACGGAAGAAAUCGUUAAUGAAAAAUUAUUCUUUGGUGUGAAAAAAAAAAAAAAAAAAAAAAAAAAAAAAAAGGGAGAGAAAAAGAGAGAGAGAGAGAGAGAGAGACGAAUUUGCAUGAAAAAAAAAAAAUAAAUAAAUAAAUAAACUAUUAAAUCGUAUCGAUUCUAACUUACAUAGUUCGUUAAAAAUAUUCGUUACGAUCUUGACCUAACUCGUCAUGAUAAUAGCUCAAAGAUGCUACUCAAUUGGAUUUUAUCGUUUAUUUAUUUAAUCCGAUCGUAUUUCACGAGUUACUCUCCCAUUUAUCGAGUACUCCAUGGCGUAUAAGUCGUUAUUCGUAUUACGACUUUGAACGAGGAUGUAUCGGGAGAUUGAAACGUUUUAUUUUAAUCGACUUUUUGAUUUUCAAAUGCAAAAGUAGAAAAGAAAUAUAUAUUUUGAUCAUUUGUGAAAUAAAAAUUUUUCGUAAGGAAUCUUUCAUCGUUGUGUUAAUAUUAACAUUGAUCGAUCGUUAAACGUUAAACGAUCACAAGAAAGAUUGUUUCCCACGGAAAGCGAAUGGACGACGAAGAAGUAAGAGUUCAACGACCUUGUUUGAUGUAAAGAGAGACGUAAAGAAAACGAGAGAGAGAGAGAGAGAGAGAGAGAGAGAGAGAGAGAGAGAGAAACUGAAGUGUGUAUAAGAGAAAAGAAAGUGUUGAAUUAAAUAAAAUUUUCCUCUCUCUCUCUGUGUUCCACACACACAUACAUACACGCGCGCACAUAUACACACACAGUCCUUCGAAAUUGGAUGGAUGGAAUAAAAAAAGAAAAAGAAAAAGAAAAAGAAAAGAGAAAAGAAGAGCUAGCUAACAUCUUAUCGGUAUACUCGACGAUAUUCAACCUCCUGAACUCUCUGGAGGGCUAAUUUUAAGACAGGAUCCUUGAGAAGAAGUAAGGCAUUAAACCGAGGAAUCCUCGUGAGAUGAUCAUCGGUCAUGGCGUCUUUAAGAAGAACGAUUCCAAACGUGAUUCUUCUCCUUCUUCUGUCGUUCUUAGCUACAAUGACGGAACGUGGUAUAUGUCGACUUAUCGUACCUACGAGUCCCUCGUAUUUUUUAAGAACGACGAAGGCCGUCAAAUUGUCAACUGGAAAUAUGGAACUCGUUGAAGAGGAACAAUGUUCCAAUCGAGUUUUACGUCUAACCUGUAGAUCUCUCAAAGCUUUCAUUUUCGUAUUGGAAGCGGAAUAUCAAUCUAAUCGAACGGGUAUUUGUGGAUACGAAUCGCAAAGGCUGAUGAUAGGACAAAAGAAGAAAUUCAAAUUGGGCAUUAAAAAUUCAUAUGUCAAGGACACGAGACAAUUACGUGGAAAUUAUAUCAAAGACGACGAUGAAGAAGAUAGAUAUCUGUUCGACGUUAGGGCUUCCUUCAACAGAAAAUGUUCCGGUCAGCAUCAUUGCCGGUAUAAUUUAAGCAGCGAUCAUCCAGGAACGACCUAUUGGCAUCCCGCUGCUUUAAGAUUAAAGUACGCUUGUGUUCCUGAGGUAGCGGUUUGUAAAUAUUGCAAUGUGGAAGUAAGAAUACCCAAAGGGAACGAAGGAGGUUAUUUAAAAUCCCCGGGAUAUCCAUUGUAUUAUCCAGGUGGUUAUUCCUGUGGUUGGACAUUCAAAUCAUCACCUGGUGAAAGGAUUAUCCUUACCUUUCACGACCUGAAUAUUCGCAGUCCAGAAGCUGAUGGAAGUUGUAUAGACGUCGUGAGAGUUCGAGAAAAAGGAAAUACUUUGUUCGAACGUUGCGGCAUCGCCGCUGGCAUUAAAAUUGUCUCUAAUUCGAACCUUGUGACCCUUGACCUAAUAGCCUCGACGAGACUCUAUCCUGCUCGAGGAUUCCUUUUACAAUAUCAAGUGUUGGGCUGUCCGAACAUUUCAGCACCAAACGGAAGCUAUAUAUCGUAUGAUACAGUGACGUCAAGAACGUUCUCGUGUAAAUCCGGGACUGUGUUUCCCGACACAAGAAAAGAGAAUAGAAUACUUGAAUGUAAGAACGGCAAAUGGAACGAGACCAUCGAUAAGCUGCCAACUUGCGUGGCUACGUCCGCGGUAAUUCUCAAGACAGAGAACGAACAUCAUCAUUUAUCGAGUCUCUCGGGUGAUAACGUUCUUGGUGGGGGCGUAAGAAUCGGUAGGGGCGAAGGCGCACUCGCAAACGGAAACGGCCAGGCUAUGGAUUCGGCGCAAUCUGCUAUGAUGAAGCAAGCGGACUACGUCGUAGAUGUCGUAUUACCAACCGUCCUGAUCGCUUUAUUGUUCGUUGGCAAUGCCAUUAUUGUCUAUAUUAUAUUCCAAUAUAGAAAGAGAAAAAUUCCAAUGACGGCGCAAGGAGAAGAGAUGGCCUUGAGAAACGAAGCGGCGGACGUUCCACAAGUGUGAUUCCAAAGGAGAAGACUAAUUACGUUUAAUGUCAAUUUUGUCGUUCAAGCAGAAAGUUAAUCAAAGGCCUAGUUCAUAUAUACUUCCGAAGAAUAAGAGGCGUCAUUUAAAUGUGAGCGCUCAAAAUGAAACGCUCAUUUUUUUCGCAUCUAAAUAGAUGCAAUGAUGUAUACGCUAUUACGAAGAAAACAUAAAGUGUGUAUAUAUUCUUUAAAAGUUCUCUCAAAAGAAGAAAAAGAAGAAAAAGGAAAAAAAAAAAUGAAAAAAGAAAAAAGAAGAAAAAAAGAAGAAAAAAAGAAACAGAAAAGGGAAUAAAAUCCAACGUUGCGUACGCGUACACCGUGAAUAAUAAUUAAUGCGUGUAUUUAUGUAGACAUAUAUAUAUGCAUAGGCAUGUAUAUACAUAUAUGUACAUACAUACAUGUUAUUAUAUAUUUAAAUGGGUAUGAUGUACAGCCAUGACAUUGCGUAUACUUUAACGAAAAAUGUAUUAUAUAAUAUAAGAAAAUAAUAUAUUCUAUAUUUCGUCCAAAUUGUGAAUAACUUAUAAAAUAAAAAAAAUGUUUUUUCGUAAUAGGUAAGGCUUGUCUGGCUAAAAAAAAAAAAAAAGAAAAAAAAAAUGAAAAAAAAAAGAAACUAUUAUCUCGAAUAUAGCUUAUCGUUCGUUUAUUCUCCUAAAAUUCGUAAUUAAAUGUCCAAACUACGAGAUCGAUAUCGAUUAUUUCACAUAAAUCAAUUUAAUAUAACAAAUUCUGUAAGAUAAUUGAUAAAAAUUUUCUUUCUUUUUUACAUGCAUCGUAUGGUUCCGUUCGACGAAUUCAUAAAUGAAAAAAAGAAACCGUCGGAUUGAUUAAAAUUAAAAAUAUUUUUGUAAUGGCUCUCCUAAAAUUUCCUCCAACGUUCUCACUGCAUUUUGCGCACAUUUUUCGGUAGCUUCGUCCUCGUCUUCCAACAUCUCCGCUAAAAAAGGUACGGUUUCCGGUAACAACGGCAUAAAAUCUUCUCCUAAUUUUCGAGCGAUUUCGACCUGAAAAGAAAAAAAAACGAAUAAUGAGAAGAGAAAAAAAAAAAGAAAAUAAGAAUUUUCUUUGAUACAUAAUCAAUAUGGCAUAAUGACGUUGUCAUUUGAAAAAAAUAAAAAAAAUUAAUUACGA